UAUACAGUGAGUCGUACUCAAACAAAGUGGUUACGUCAUUACAUCCAAAAAGAAAAUAAAACUAAAUAAAAAAUAACAUAAGCACGCUCUACAAUCUGAACAAUGACAGAAACCGGCGACUCAAAUGUCAGCAGUAGACUCCACCCAUUGCAGGCAGGCUUUAAAUCCACUUGUUUUCAGCGGAUUUCCUCAAUUCUCACGUAGUUUAGCUUGGGCAGACAGAUUUCCAUCAGCCAAAACUAAACAUGUUGUUAACUUUGUUUUCAGCGACCACAUGGACUUUGUUGGCUCUGUUUUUCACCCUGCUACUGCUAUACGCGAUCUGGCCAUUUAGGUUUUUCACAAAGCUGGGCAUACCCGGACCAAGACCUCUGCCGUUUUUUGGAACUCUACUUGGUUUCAGAAAGGGCAUGCAUGGAUUUGAUCGUGAUUGCCAAAGCAAGUAUGGGGAUGUCUGGGGGGUGUUUGACGGAAGAACGCCGCAGCUCAUGAUCGCAGACCCCGAGAUCAUUAAAACCGUGAUGGUGAAAGAGUGCUACAGUACAUUUACCAACCGCAGGAAUUUCGAAGAAUUCGGUGACACAAUGAAAGACUCCAUAACAGUUGUUAAAGAUGAACAGUGGAAACGUAUCCGAAGCACAAUAUCUCCCUGCUUCACCAGUGGGAGACUGAAACAGAUUUUUCCGAUUGUUUCCCGCUUUGCGGACCGGCUUGUUGGAAAACUCGGGCAAACUAAUUUGGAUGAACCCAUUGACCUCAAAAAAUUUGUGGCACCUUACAGUUUGGAUGCCAUCACCAGCGCAUCGUUCAGCGUUGAUGUGGACUCCAUAAACAACCCAGAGGACCCCGUUAACAUUCACAUACAGAAACUUCUUAAUUUCAGUUUUUGGCCUUUAUUUCUGAUAAUGGUGUUUCCCUUUGCUGGUCGUCUGUUGAAGUUCCUCAAAGUCGAAUUAAUGCCUCGACUCAGCAUAGAUUUUUUCUACAAAAUCAUCAAGAAUUUUAAGGACCAGCACAUAGCAGGAGAAUCGACUCGAGCGGACUUUCUACAGGUGAUGAUUCAGAAUGAGAUAGCAGAGGAAGAGAUAAAGAACGCUGAAGAACAAGCAACUAAAGGUUUGACUGAACACGAGAUCCUUUCUCAGGCCUUAAUUUUCAUCUUUGCGGCCUAUGAGACGACCAGUACAACACUCUCUUUCAUUCUCUACAAUCUGGCCACUAACCCUGAUGUGUUGCAGAGCUUGCAUGAAGAAAUUGAUGAACACCUGCAGAAAGAUGCGUCCAUUCCCUACGAGGCCCUGAAUGGCCUCCAUUACCUGGACCAGGUCAUUUGCGAGUCAAUGCGUCUGCUCCCCACUGCUCCUCGGCUGGAUAGGAUAUGCAAAAAGACUGUGGAGACUCAUGGAUUAACCAUCCCAGAGGGCACUGUGGUCGGGAUUCCUGUGUUCCUGUUACACAUGGACCCGCGUUACUGGAAAUCCCCAGAGCUUUUCAAACCGGAGAGGUUCAGUAAGGACAACGAAGGGGAGGUGAACCCGUAUGCGUACAUGCCGUUUGGCCUGGGCCCUCGGAACUGCGUCGGGAUGCGCUACGCAAUCCUGGUCAUGAAGAUGGUUCUCGUGCGUUUCCUGCAGAGUUACACUUUGGAAACGUGCAAAGAAACCAUGAUCCCACUGCAGUUCGACUGGAAGUUUCAACCACUGAAGCCAAUAAUGCUCAAGUUUGUUCCCAGAACACAGUGAUUGCUGGAAAAACUGUCCAAAAAUGUUAUCUGCACCUUGUCUACUCUCACACGCCUUUCUCUGCUUUAACAUGGUGGCAGGAUUUUAUUGCGCUGAGGGUUGUUUGAGUUUUAAAAGGAUUUUGCGUGGGUUUGAUUCAGUUAUGUUAAAGAUCUUUUCAACUUUUUAAGGUAGAACACAUGUCAUAAAACGUUUGGUUUCCUGAUUGGAGUACUCUAAGUUCUUAAUAUAUGAAUGUAUAUAUCAAUUUUAAUAAA
Messenger RNA from Menidia menidia (Atlantic silverside), 1999 nucleotides. NCBI's taxonomy places the organism in Eukaryota, Metazoa, Chordata, Actinopteri, Atheriniformes, Atherinopsidae. The record is from the annotation of a GenBank genome assembly.